AUGAGCGGCAGCGACGUGGAUGCCAACAGCACCCAGAAAGAGGCUCCAGCUCCCCCAAAUUCCAACGGCUCCGGCCUCAGUGUCAAGAAGCGCAAGAAAGACAGCCUCAAGCCCAUAAUCACCAUGGAGGGGCCACCACCGCAGCGACCUGCAGACGCGGAUACGGCAGCAGAAUCAGGCAAGACGGCUAAGCAGCAGAAUGCCGACAUGCACGAAACCCGCCAAUUGCCCAGCGCCACCAUGGCUCACUCGCCGUCCUCAUCGUCGGCGGCUGACGACCCCGCCGAGAACACGGCCGACGAGGAAGAUUCCGAAGACUACUGCAAGGGCGGUUACCAUCCCGUCCAGAUUGGCGAAAAGUUCAAGGACGGCAAGUACACGGUUGUGCGCAAGCUGGGCUGGGGUCACUUCUCGACCGUCUGGUUGUCGCGAGAUAACACCAACGGCAAACACGUCGCGCUCAAGGUUGUGCGCUCCGCCACCCACUACACUGAGACGGCCGUCGAUGAGAUUAAGCUUCUCAACAAGAUCGUCCAGGCCAAUCCCAACCAUCCCGGCCGCAAGCACGUCGUCAGCCUCCUCGACUCGUUCGAACAUAAGGGCCCGAACGGCACUCACAUGUGCAUGGUCUUCGAGGUGCUAGGCGAGAACCUGCUGGGCCUCAUCAAGAGAUGGAACCAUCGUGGUAUCCCCAUGCCUCUUGUCAAGCAGAUUACCAAGCAGGUCCUGCUCGGCCUGGAUUACCUGCACCGGGAGUGCGGUAUCAUCCACACGGACCUCAAGCCCGAGAACGUCUUGAUUGAAAUUGGUGAUGUUGAGCAGAUUGUCAAGAAGGUGGUCAAGCCCGAGACGCCUGACAAGGAGAACAACCGCAACGGUCGCAGACGACGUAGGACGCUCAUUACUGGCAGCCAGCCGUUGCCAUCUCCCCUCAAUGCCAACUUCAACCACAACAACCUAUUCCCAUCAUCUACUUCUCAGGGCAGCCUGGCCGGAAUGCUGGAUAGCAAGACCAAGGAUGGAUCGCCAGCCGAUGAUGCUCAUAAGAGAGAAAAAUCCGCUGACCUCUUGACUCGCGAAGUGUCGGGGAUCUCCCUUGACAAGUCCAACACACCCUCGGGCUCCAGUGACAAGCGCAAGGCGGAUGAUGCGCAUGCAUUUGAGGUGAUUAGCGUCAAGAUUGCCGACCUGGGCAAUGCGUGCUGGGUCAAUCACCAUUUCACCAAUGAUAUUCAAACGCGGCAAUAUCGAUCUCCAGAGGUGAUUUUGGGUGCAAAAUGGGGUGCAAGUACAGACGUCUGGAGCAUGUCUGCCAUGGUCUUUGAGCUGAUUACGGGCGACUAUCUGUUUGACCCUCAGUCAGGCACUAAGUAUGGCAAGGACGACGAUCACAUCGCGCAGAUCAUUGAGCUGCUGGGACCCUUCCCACGCUCACUGUGCCUCAGUGGCAAAUGGAGUCAGGAGAUAUUCAACAGGAAGGGAGAGCUCCGGAACAUUCAUAGGCUGAGGCACUGGGCUCUGCCGGAUGUCCUGAGAGAGAAAUAUCAUUUCAAAGAGGACGAGGCUAAGCGCAUCUCGGCCUUUUUGACUCCGAUGCUGGAGCUCGUGCCAGAGAAGCGCGCUAACGCCGGCGGCAUGGCAGGACAUCCGUGGCUGGACGACACGCCUGGCAUGAAGGGCGUUAAGAUUGAGGGGCUUGAGGUUGGCAGCCGCGGAGAGGGGAUUGACGGCUGGGCCACCGAGGUCCGCAAGCGAUGAGUUUGGAGCCCUAUAGACGGACAGGAGCCAUGGAUCAAGCCAUGUUGCGCAAGUAUUUUUGGACCAUACUACGCCGCCAACUAAUGAAAUGGAUGGUAGAAGAUUGGUGGCCCGGCAUAAUCGAAAAUGCCCUGGGCAGCCUUCCGAAGUCAAGGUAGAUAUGAAAAAUGAUUCCCUUAUGAAACAAGGAAGAAAGCGACAAAAGCAAGAAAAAAUCACAAAAAAAGUUGGCGGGGAGCUAGCCAUCACAAUUUUGAGAUGUGUCGAAACGGCGACGAUAGAUAGACUUGCAAUGUGAUGAUGUCUUUUUUCAUCAUAGCUACCAAUUUCAAACAAGUCGUGUGCUACUACCUUUUAUCCUGUCCUGUCUAUCUGGUCAUGAUGCCUUGUAGCGACUCAGGAUGCCAUCCAAUGAAGGGAUAAAUAGCCAAACAAACAGACAGCCAAACAAACAAACAAACAAACCAAUGGCCUGUUAAAUACACAAUCAUACAUGUCUUGCCGAUUUCAAUGCCGAGUUUCCUUUCCCAUCUUUGUCUUUCUCACUCUCGUCUCUCUUGUCUCUCUUGUCUCUCUUCCCUGUACGGUUAUAUCAAGCACGUAUAUCUUCAUGUUUCCCGUGUCCACACCGCCAAACAACCAAUAGUAGAGUUAGGUUAGAUAGAUAGGUAGGUUAUUGAAGGGAGGAAGGUAAGUGAUAGGUAUAGUACAGCAAAGGUAGGUAAAGAUAGGUAGGUAGAGUCGGCCAAUACCUAGGAUAAAACCUCGAAAAUAUCAAGGUAAGAUGCUUUAGAGCAUAGAGAGAGAAGAAGAAAAAGAAAAAGGAAAGCAAGAAAAAAGACUCCGUUACAAAGGAAAGCUGCGUGAAGCAGUCGUAUGAGAGAAAAAAGAAAAGGAGAUAAUACAACCAGCCAAAAAAGCAAAAAAAAGCAAGCAAAACCAUGCGGGGAGAUAUCACUGCAAACAGUACGCCUUCCUCCGAGCCCUUUGUUUUCUCUUCUUCUUUUCUCUUUCUCCUUGCCUCAUCGAGUUUCUUCUUGUUUUGAAUCUUUUCUUUUUUCCCAUCCUCCCUGCCCAUGAAAAAAACCCACAACCCCCCCGAGUUUCCUAACCUAGGCCUUUCUUCGAGCCUGCAAAAAACCAAUACGCCUGCCCCGUUGCAGAGUCAUCCGCAGCCACUUACUUCUUACUUCGCGCUGAUCUCCUGGCCUUGACUGCAGCGGCUGGCCCGUCGGCUUGGGAACUUGAGAGCCCGUUUUCCCGGCUUGCGUCCUCGUCUUGAAGGUCACAAACGUCAGUCUCCGGCGUCGUUGGCUCUUUGCUCGAGCUCGUGUCCUUUUCUUUCUCUUGUGAUUUGAGGACUUCUCUUACGAUGCGCUUCCCUUCAUCCAUUUCGCCG
Trichoderma virens Gv29-8 is the source of this 3157-nucleotide messenger RNA. RefSeq names its product serine/threonine protein kinase, CMGC group (gene DSK1). Gene Ontology annotation, biological process: spliceosomal complex assembly; protein phosphorylation; regulation of mRNA processing. Lineage: Eukaryota; Fungi; Ascomycota; Sordariomycetes; Hypocreales; Hypocreaceae. Gene Ontology annotation, molecular function: protein kinase activity; ATP binding. The record is from RefSeq and is a predicted model, not a curated record. The transcript has 5 exons. Bases 1 to 1758 code for a protein of 585 amino acids.